CUUUUCUACCACUUUGCUUCCUCUUUUUCCUCUUCCUCAAAAGAGAAAGAGCGAUAAUGUUAGCACAAACAACAAAAUGAACAAUCGCAAAACGCAUUCUCACUCUAAAGACCAGCCUGCAGCAAAUGAUCAUGUACCAGGUGUUUCAGCACCACCGACUGAAAUCGAUCGAUCCGAGUACUACACUCCUGCGUUGACUUCACGCGAGCGGCUCUCUUCUCUAUCACAGUCUGGACAGCAACAACCACCGGUCGUCGACAACAGCCUUAGCAGUGGCAACAAGAUAGUAUCAUCCACAUACAGUGCAACUCGACGUCACACAACCGAGCUCCAACAAAAACAGCCACCCAUAACAACAGUGACCCACGGUCAAGAAAGUAGUAGUAAUCACUCUCGCGAUCGAGAAGGAGGAGGAGAAGAAGAAGAAAGAAAAAAUCCCAGCAAUGGCAAAGAAGCGAUUGCGUUGAAAGACGAACCAAACAAAAGAACGCCAGUGAUGGUCACGCCAGAAUCAACCCUGUCGUCAGAUAUAUCGUGUUCAUCCUCGAUAGAACUUGUAGAGAACAUCGAAUUUCCAUAUAUUGAUGAUGGAACGCCUGAUAUACUACUGCGUCAGGAGCCUGAAACGGUCAAGGUGGAGAGACCAAAGGGAUUUCGACCGUUUGUGCGUGCCAAUAGCAUGAGCAGCAGCAGUGGCAGCGUUGCUACGGUAACGGUCAACAGCAUACGCAGAAAGAGAAAGGGACCAUUGUACUGCUUAACAGUGAAUCUCAAGAAGACGUAUGAAAUCAUUGACCCUGAAUUCGGAUAUACCGGACGAUCCGAUCCGCGUCGCGUCCUUACACGUCCAUCAAAGCCUGCCAAAAAUGACGGUUUCGACAAUGAAAACAGCGACUAUAUCAUUCGAGUUCAUGAUGUCUUGGGCGCUCCAGGAAAUGAUCAGUAUAGAGUCAUCGAUUUGUUGGGAAGCGGUACGUUUGGCCAGGUGGUCAAGUGCGAGCAUCUGUCGACACAUGAGUUUGUCUCUGUAAAGAUUAUCAAGAAUAAGCGAGAGUAUAGGCUCCAAAGUGACUUGGAGGCUGGGAUUUUGAAGCAGUUACAUCGAAAACUCCAGCCUCGGGAUCGCGAGUAUAUAUUGAAGCUUCACGACACCUUUGAUCACAAGAACCAUCUUUGCAUUGUGUCCGAGCUGCUUUCGUUCAGUUUAUACGAUCUGUUGAUACAAAACAAACUCAUGGGGAUGCCUCUCCAUCUUGUGCGCUCGUUCAGCAUACGAAUCAUUGAAACAUUGGGGCUACUAAGAGAAGCAAAGUUCAUUCACUGUGAUCUCAAACCUGAGAAUAUUUUAUUGAAGAGCGUGGAUUCAUCCGAGAUCAAGGUGGUGGAUUUUGGUGCAGCGUGUCAUGAAGCGGGCAAGAAAUACCUUUAUAUCCAGUCCCGAUUUUAUCGAUCACCUGAAGUCAUUCUCGGGUUACCGUACAGUUAUCCUAUUGAUAUGUGGUCUGCCGGAUGUGUGAUUGCUGAAAUGUUUCUUGGAGUGCCUUUAUUUCCUGGCAGUUCUGAACACAAUCAACUUCGAAGGAUUAUUGAUAUGCUGGGAUCGCCACCGCCGGAUAUGUUGCAACGAGGCUCUAAAACGAAGCAUUUUUUCAAUCAAAAAACGGUAAACGAUCAAGACAGACCUACGAUAUAUCGAAUGAAGAGUCAGGACCAGUACAGUCGUGAAAAAAAUAUCGUCAGUGUGCCCUCAAGACAAUAUCUGCCGGAGAUGGGGCUGACCGAUCUCAUACUCAACUACCCGAAUCCAUCUUUGUCUUAUGCAGAUGACGAUAGAGAUCAAGAGAUUAAACUACGUCGGUCCCUGGCUGAUUUCCUAAAGGGAUUACUUACGGUUGAUCCAGAAAUUCGGUGGACACCAAAACAAGCACGAGAGCAUCCGUUUAUAACCGGGGAGCCUUAUACGGGUCCUUAUGUUCCCGUCAAAGAGUUAAGCAGGAAUACUAGUACAGAUAGUGCCAGCAGCAGUGGUGACAAGAAUGGCAACAAUUGUACAGCAGCAAAAUUUACAACCCUGAAGGCAGUUGCAGAAGAUGCUCUAAAGGGGGAUAUCACUGCCACCACCACCACCACUACUGAAGCUGUUACUCACUCCAAUACCACUAUAAAGACGAACGAAGGUAUACUUCCGCGUGUAACAGCAGCAAUAGCAGAGCAACAAAGCCAGCAACAGCAACGACCUCAUCAGAUGCAGCAAGAGCUGCCGGAAAAGCAGCCAAUAGCAACGACAACUAAGAUACCCGUUACCUCAGUAACAACGCCAGCACAACCACCAGUAUUUGCACCAGCGCCUGUCAAAGGAAAGGUACUAGCACGAGUUGCUACCUCACCACAGCGGCAGGAUCCUAAGGCCGCACCAGCAUCUGCUACUAUCACUACUGGAAAUGCCCAACAACCAGGCCCAACGCCUAUCUUGUUGAACGGAAAAAAAUCCCAGCUGUAUCCAGUAAACGGCAAUCGGAUGGCAAAUACACUCGGUGGAGGGGAUGGCGGUCACAACAAGCGCAACAUCAUUAUCAUGCCAGAGGCUACCACAGCCGCAACAACACUAUCAGCAUCAGCAUCCUCGUCCACACAUGGUCACAGUAGCUUUGCUGCUGUUAGUAAUCCUGUCAUCGAAACCUUGCGGAUGCACUACAAACAUGAUGGCUCACCUGCAGGCGCAGUCUGCCUGACCUCACCACCGAUUCUGACCACUACAGCUACAGUCACCACUGAUGCUGUUAACAACAACAACAACAACAACAACAACAACUAUGACUACAGUAAUAUUAAGUAUACCAAUAACAGCAAUAACAAUGAUAAUAGUAGUAGUAAUAAUCAUAGUAAUGGCAACAAAAAGAGCAAUCACAGCGAACCGGAUAUAUCGAGACGGGUCAAGAUUGCACCGUAUGUCAAACUUCGUUGUGGCUCGCAUGAUUCAUUUCGGAUGCCGGAUGAAAUCCACUAUAACUAUGGAUCGACGACGACUGGCACUGUGAGAGCGACAGGAGGAGCAGGAACAGCGACGACUCUGCUCAGUGGACUCUAUCAGCACGACAACGCGAGUCGGGUCAAGUUGAAUAGCGUUGACAGCACUGGAAGCCGGGACAACAGUGACACAAGUGACAUCACGCCGAGCAAAAGCAGAAUGGCAGCAAGACAUGCUGGAGAAGCAGCAGGGGGGCUGUUGAUGAUGCGGGACAAGAAGCAAAAGAAAAAGGGCUCUUGAAAAAAAAAAAAAGAGAUCUACGUUACACGAAUCCAAUGAAAAAGAGUUGCGGGAUGCCAAAAGAACUUGUAAAUUAUCUUUAUUACUAUUUGUAUAGCACAUGGUUUAUUGCUCCUUUGUGGAUCGUGCUUUUCAUGAUGACGCUGCUGCUGCUGCUGCUGCUGCUAGAUCGCUGGGCUGGGCAGGGCAGGGCAGGGCCAAGAGGGAGACAAAGAGAGCCAGUGGGGG
This is a messenger RNA of Zychaea mexicana, 3496 nucleotides long. Its product is annotated as kinase-like domain-containing protein. Lineage: Eukaryota; Fungi; Mucoromycota; Mucoromycetes; Mucorales; Lichtheimiaceae. Gene Ontology annotation, cellular component: nucleus; cytoplasm. The record is from RefSeq and is a predicted model, not a curated record. The transcript is spliced from 9 exons. Gene Ontology annotation, biological process: peptidyl-threonine phosphorylation; peptidyl-serine phosphorylation. Gene Ontology annotation, molecular function: protein tyrosine kinase activity; ATP binding; protein serine/threonine kinase activity. The coding region runs from base 77 to 3268 and encodes 1063 amino acids.